AAGCAUGCCCACGGCUGCAUGUCCCUCAUCACCAAGAUGGACAGACGGUCGUGCAUCACAUGACCUGCUCUGGUCUGCAGCCAACCGAGUUCUGUUGCUCGUGCCCAUGAAUGAGAUCUCGACCUUCAUUACCUCAGUCCGUCGGGAUGCACGUUCUGGGCGGUAAAGGAAAGCCGUUGGCAGCAGGGAAAGAGAAGAAUCUAUCUGCGAGCUGGACCGAUCGUCGGCGCUCCCCGUCGGCAUCGCCGCUUAUCGGCGAGGCGUACUCCGUGCCCGCCCAUCAUCAUCGGCGUGCCGUGUCUGGUUCGCGACAAAAGAUUUAUGCCAAGUUCCAGCACGUGUCUAAGCAUCGCAGGAACAUUUACAUAACGAGCGGCGUGACAGCUUCAGUGCUCAUCUCACCGAUGCUAGCAGGCCUUGCUGUCGGAAUUGGUGUUCCUAUAUUACUAGCCUACGUGUACGGCGUGGUGCCUUUCUCACUGUGCCGAUCACGAGGCUGUGGACCAACCACGUCGCUUGAAGAGGGAACUUGCAUAGAAUUUGAUGAUGAUAACGAAGGCACGAUAGGAACAUUCGUUUUGAGCGAGAACUCCAGUGUUCUCCCCCACAGCGUGACCAACCCUAGCAUCGGGGAAAUGUCCGUGAUGACGUGCACAUCGGCCAGCAGCGGUCACCUUGACCGGUUCAGCAGAAAGGGUGAAGUGGAGCGAGACAGUGCUAGCAAUAUGGCCUUAGCGGCAGAGAAUGCCUCAGUCUGUUUACCCGGAAGCACGUUUACUGCACACGGACCUAACGACAACUUUCUAAACAAGUUAGAAGUUCAGGCAGAAGUGCUGCCGCCUGGUGUUAGGAGUGGCGUAAAUGGUGGAGAGUCAGCAUCGGCAGGCUCGAAUGUUCAUAAGGUGCCAGCAUCGUGCCACUAUGUGAUGAGGUUCGACAAGGAUUGCGGCGGUAAGAGCGGCUGCGUCGCCAUGGAAAUGAGCGUCCCGAUCGAGGUCAUGCCGGCCGCCGACACCGUGGGGAGCCACCAUCGCCGCGCCGGCUCGCCCGCGUCCGUCUACUCGACGCGCUCCUACGAGCUGUGCGAGCGACGCAGGCCGCCCACCACCAGCGUGAGCGUCGGGGAGUGCAUGUCGAGCCACGCGGACGACGACAACGACGACAACGACGACGGCGGCGGCGGGACGCGGCGGCGCCUGCGAGCGAGCCGGAGCGACACGGACGGGACGUGGCGCGCCGUCGCCGACGGCAACCACCUGUCGCGCUGGUCGCUCCAGCACGGCCGCCGCGCCGGUGGCGCCCCCUCGCGGGCCGAUGCGGAGAAGCCGCUUGGCGAGGGGGGAGGGACUCCCGCUGCCAGGAGGGCGGCGGCGGUGGCGGCGGUUGCUAAGCGACAGAGCAGUCACGGCAGCAGGGAGCGGAACCUCGGAAGGGCGCUUGCGAAACAGCAGGGCUCAAAGCAGAAGAAGUCGUAGGGGAGAUUUUUUUUACGUCGCGCGCGCGCGGGCGGACGGGCGGGGAGCGUCGCCGAGAUAGCUGUGAUCAGACGAAGAGCUUAUUGAUUGCAUGAGUGAGAGUCGCGCUCACGGCAACAAAGAAACACGUGAGACAGAUAAGAGGGUGAAACCCAGUGAUAAACGUCAUUUCUGAUGAUGAUAUCUCCUGUGCCACAUAUAGACAUAGCUGUAUAUUUUUUUCUAGUCGUUUUUUUGUGUAUUUUCCAGUUCAGUAUUAGCUGUGCAGAUAGAGGCGGCCGCAAAUGAUGGAUUCACAGUUUGUUUCGAUGUGAAGUAAAUUCUGUUCAUCGAUUUAUGAACGUGUCAAAUAUUUCGGCUAUUAUUUGUGUGGGUAGUAAUUCCGGAUGCUUGAAGGAAGUUCGGCGUUUUGUUUCAUUGACAGAAAUUGUAGCCGCGUUAUUCUUUAGAGGUUUGUACUAAUGUAGAGUGCAAUCGUGCACGUUCACGGUACGAGACUGGUGCAAACAAGCAGAUUUUGUGUUCUCUAUCGACAUUAACUACGUACGUACUAGGGGGGGUAUAAUAACAGAUAAUCUACACUGAAUUUUUCCCAUUUCCAAGAAUAUUACAUUGCUGUGCUUCUGCGUAGGGGUUAUAUAACUGGUUUAUAUCGAUGCUCUUAAUUGCUACUGUCGUAUCGUUUGGUUUGUUGUAAUUCUGCCUGCAUGUCGUUUUUGGAUGUGGGAAUAAAACAAAACACCUCCCAUGUGAGUACUCACAUCUGCCUGCUCCUCCCCACCUUCUAUACUAACCAUGGUUAAGCUUUGUUGGGUGCACCGUAUUUUGCAAGUGCCAAUAGAGGUUUGUAUACAAGAGUAGAAUGAACGCUCUUCUGUGUCAUAAUCUUACGUCUCGUAAAAACAUUCCAGUGUACGGUAAUUUCUUCUUUUUGUGUCCAUCAAUAAACUGGACAUUCUUAGAAA
Molecule: messenger RNA, 2440 nt
Organism: Priapulus caudatus
Lineage: Eukaryota; Metazoa; Priapulida; Priapulimorpha; Priapulimorphida; Priapulidae
Exons: 7
Coding region: 111-1475 (454 amino acids)
Source: RefSeq, a predicted model, not a curated record